AAUAUCUAGUUACCUGCGAAUUGACUCUGAAUCUCUUUACGCGGAGAGAGCUGUGAUCCUGAGCGUACCUCACUACGUUCCUCAUGGCUUCAUACUUGGUAACCGGAGCUUCACGGGGGCUUGGAUUCGAAUUUCUUCGGCAGUUAUCCGCCAAUCCAAACAACAUCGUCAUAGGGAUCGUUCGAAACGCCGAUGCCACCGAGCGGAAGGUCAACAUCGAGCUGCAGCGGAAGAACAUCCACGUUCUGCAAGCUGACCUUGAUGAUUUCGAUACGAUAAAGAAAGCUGUAAAUGCUGCAUCCGAAAUCACUGGUGGAAGCAUCGACUAUGUCAUUGCAAACGCGGCAUUCAUUUCGACCUGGUCGUCCUAUGAUGGUAUAAGUAUUCUGGGAGAGAAACCGAAGCGGCUAGAACAGGACUUGCUCGACUCGUUCCGUACUAAUGUCGUCGGUAAUGUUCAUCUCUUCAAUCUCGCACUGCCACUCAUUCUGAGAGGCCACGCGAAGAAAGUGGUUACGGUCUCAUCUGGGAUGGCUGACUUGGACUUCAUCUCCAAGUCAGGCAUCGAGGUCGGAGCCCCUUACUCAAUCAGCAAAGCAGCUCUGAAUACCGCUGUGGCCAAAUUCAGUGCCGAACAUUCCCAUCGAGGCAUUCUUUUCUUCAGCAUAUCCCCCGGGGUGAUUGACACAGGGCUCUAUGACAACGCUACCGAGGAAGAAAAAGAGAAGGGAAUGGCCAUGCUUGGCAAGAUGGCAAAGUACGCACCGCAUUUCACCGGCCCGUCCACUGCAGAGUCUUCGGUGAAAGAAAUGCUGUCAAUCAUCUACAAAGCCAGCGUAGAGACUGGUUUUGGUGGAUCGUUCGUAUCUCAUCAUGGAAACAAAGAAUGGAUUUGAGGAAUAUGCCAGGCAAUCGUAUCUCGGCGAGGCCGAUCAAAUGGAUACCAACUGGUACGCAUAUUGAAUAUUUGAGCUAUCACUUCGCAGCUGCCUUGCAGAUACGUUGUGGAAGACUGCUUCGCCCAGCUACUACUGAUAGGCGGCUUCUCACUACCCCAGUGCAGCAUUCGAUGAGCAUUCGGAGGAAUGAGUCUAACAUGCGGUGUUAAACGACGAUUAUGUGGCUAUUGUCCAUACUGAUUUAAGUCUUGAUAGCUUAUGUGGUACCAUUGUGGGC
This is a messenger RNA of Colletotrichum godetiae, 1176 nucleotides long. Its product is annotated as short-chain dehydrogenase. The record is from RefSeq and is a predicted model, not a curated record. Gene Ontology annotation, molecular function: oxidoreductase activity, acting on the CH-OH group of donors, NAD or NADP as acceptor. The transcript has 5 exons. Bases 84 to 896 code for a protein of 270 amino acids. NCBI's taxonomy places the organism in Eukaryota, Fungi, Ascomycota, Sordariomycetes, Glomerellales, Glomerellaceae.